Molecule: messenger RNA, 2044 nt
Organism: Galleria mellonella (greater wax moth)
Lineage: Eukaryota; Metazoa; Arthropoda; Insecta; Lepidoptera; Pyralidae
Product: synaptic vesicle 2-related protein-like
Exons: 12
Coding region: 458-1978 (506 amino acids)
Biological process (GO): transmembrane transport
Molecular function (GO): transmembrane transporter activity
Source: RefSeq, a predicted model, not a curated record
GUGAAGAUGACGGAUAUCAGCCGAUUUCACCCGAAGGUUUCCGAACGCGUUCUUCCUUACCUUAACUUCAGCCAGCAGCCGAGUGCUCAAUGCAGCUAAUACCUUCGAAAAUAUGGUAUAGAAGCACGCUGCCACUACGUAGUCGACCUCUCGCCCGUAACUUGGUGCUUAUGAAAUAUUACCUGUAUCAAAUGAACAAGAGUUUCGGACAGUUUCAAAAUUUAAUAUUCGUAAAUAAACGUAAAUAAAUAUUACAAUUUAAAAUCGGUUUUGUUUUUAUUUUGUUAUGUUUAUAUAUAGUUUUACUAAGUACAUAAAUAUAUGAAAUGGACAGCAAUGAUUUGAAAAAAAUAAAUAUAAUAAAAGGAGAUUGUAUAUUAUUUUAGUAAAAUAUAUACAAGUUCGUUUAUUAAUCAAUAGAAUUAAGUAUAAUUAAUAAAUAUCUACGCAAUACGCGAUGAUUUCGGAAAAUGUGAACAGUGAAAAAGUGCCUUUUGAAGUUGCCAUCGACAAAACAGGUUUUGGUUUGUACAGCUACAUACUGGCAGCCCUCACAGGGCUGGUGAUCGUCUCUUAUGGAUGUAUAGGAUACGGUAGCACCAUCAUCGUGCCAUCCAGCGCCUGUGAGUUGAACACCACGAGUGCUCAGCAAGGGCUACUGGUAUCUGCACCCAUAAUUGGUGCAAUAAUAGGCGCCAUAUUAUGGGGCUACGUGGCGGACAGGCACGGGCGGCGUUCCAUGUUGCUGGUAUCUCUUCUCUCCAGCUCUGCUAUAAAUGCAGUUGCUAGCUUGUCCGUUAACUGGAUCAUGCUGCUGAUACUACAAUUCAUUGCGACUUUAUCAUCAUCUGGCCAGUACACGAUAUCGAUGACAAUUCUUUGCGAGAGCGUUCCAAUGGCCAAACGGAACACCGUGUUACUACUGGUCACUAGCAUAUUUCUGAUGGCGCAAGGAAUUAUGGCAGCUUUGGCAAUGCCGGUGAUUCCUUUAACAUUCUCGUACCAUCUAUCAAGCCUCGGAAUCUAUUGGAACUCUUGGCGUACACUUAUAUUAGUGUACAGCAUACCGAGCCUUGUCUGUGCUGCGUGGCUCAUGUUUAUGCAGGAAAGUCCCAAAUACACAUUAGCUCAAGGAGACGAGGAACGCACAAUUCAAAUAUUGAGACUCAUACAUAGAAUAAAUAAUAGAAAUACCAAUGAAGAACUUCAGGGGACAACCGAGCAUGCGGCUCACCUGAUGGUUAAAGGUAUCCUGCAAGAAUCAUUACAAGUGAAGACUUCAACGAAAAACCAAAUACUCCCACUGUUCAAGCGUCCCCUUGUCAAGUAUACACUGAUUAUGACGAUCCUGUCUGUAUUUCAUCAAGUAACAGCGUUCGGUGUAUGGCUGCCAACAAUUGCGAAUAAGUACGUCAAAUUAUUGCAAACUGGUCAAGGGUCUGACCUAACACUGUGCGGCAUUUACAACGCCGACAUAGAGAUUGCUGAAGAUGCCGACGCUGUACCGUGUGCAUUGAACAUAACAGCCCUAGUGAUCGUGUUGGGCGUUGGUGCUUUGAAUUCUAUCAUCAACAUAUUGAUUAGCGUGAUAGUCGUCUACACUGGUCGCCGCAACACCGUGAUAGUGAUCGCAGCAUUCAGCGGGACAAGUGGAACCCUCAUCAACCUGGUGCCCAACGCCAUCGUCAGUCUUGUGCUUUUUGGGAUUUACCUGAUGGCUAUGAUGCUGAUAGGGCUCUACACGGCUAUCAGUGUAGCACUCUUUCCCACAAACUUGAGAGCCCUAGCGGUGUCUCUAACAAUGACUGGCGUUCGAAUUGGAAGCUUCGCGUCCAUACAGAUUCUCAAGUUUUUACUCGUUAAUAACUGUGAAGUUGGCUUUUAUGUCUAUGCCUCCAUACUGACUUUGUCGGCGGUGGUGGCAUCAUUCUUGCCAAACGAUAGAUUAUUGAUGCAACAGAAGGAAGUCAGUGAAUAAAUUAAAAAGUGUUGUAUCAUACUAUUUAUUUAUUAAAAAUAAAUAAGCAAUAUGUGCCUAAUCUUA